Molecule: messenger RNA, 736 nt
Organism: Bradysia coprophila
Lineage: Eukaryota; Metazoa; Arthropoda; Insecta; Diptera; Sciaridae
Source: RefSeq, a predicted model, not a curated record
AACUCAGUCAGUUCUUAGGGAGUACUCGGGCGGCGGUUCGGAGGCUAAUCUUUUUGAGUUUCGUAUUCAUAGUGCUGUGGUUACUCUGUGAUUUGUUUGCCUGUUAUUACAUCUUAAUUUAACGUAUUUUGGAAACGAAUUGACGAAUUCAAUAGACGAGUUUUGUAUUUGAAGUUUUGCAAUCAAAUAUUAAAAUGAUUCUAAAAUUUGGAGCAAUACUCGUGAUCCAACUCUUUUUUAGUAAUUGUUUAACAUAUGCAUAUGAUGAUGGCAGCUACCAUCCAGACAACAGAGGUCAAUAUAUACCGGAUAAUAGCGGGAGAUACAUUUCAGACAACAGUGGCCAAUAUAUUCCGGAUAAUAGCGGGAGAUACAUUCCAGACAACGGAGGAUUUUAUGUACGUCAACCUGUGUCGUAUGAGUUAACUUACAAUCCCCCAUCUGUGCGCUUAAUUGAACCCAUCAGAGGUUUCGGUGGAAAAGGAAAUUUCGGUGGACCGCAAAGGCCAUUGCCACCAGGACCAAAAGGACCGACAAAACCAAAUCGGCCAACAAUUAUUGAUCGCAGGACGCUCAUUUCUUACGUUGGAUGAAAUUUAUAUUUUCUAAUGUAGAUUCAUAUCAAUACAAUGCACUUACUCUUGAUUCCAAUGCUUGACAAUGAAAAUUAUAUUAGAUUCAAUAAGUUAUUGUAGCCCGUUGAAUUAUUAGCAAUGAAGAAAAAUUAAAAACAUUA